This is a messenger RNA of Batrachochytrium dendrobatidis JAM81, 819 nucleotides long. RefSeq lists its product as uncharacterized. Bases 1 to 819 code for a protein of 272 amino acids. The transcript has 3 exons. The record is from RefSeq and is a predicted model, not a curated record. NCBI's taxonomy places the organism in Eukaryota, Fungi, Chytridiomycota, Chytridiomycetes, Rhizophydiales.
AUGAAUACAGACAAUAACUCCAACAGUCUAGCAGGAUUAUCUAUCAGCGAGUCUGUUGAAACUCUUGAUGCUAAUGCCCAGCGCAAUGGUUGCUAUCAGGCUAUCAAAAAAAGUCGUGUGGAUGCAGAGUUGGAAAACAGCACCAUACCAGUAAUCACGACUACUUUACUAGGUACUAUUUCAGAGGAUCCCAUAGACACACUCAAAACACAUACUCUAUCUAUAAAGGUCAGAAAUGAGUUAAGAGCUCUUCGGGUUGAAUCUGCAGAGCACAUUUCUACUAUCCAGUCCAACUUUGAUCAGUAUAAACAGCGUAUUCUUGGAGAGAUGGCUGAACUGAAUACAUCACGGCAGAAGCUAGAUUCAUCUUUGACAACUAGGCAGCCAUAUUUCAACUUGGUAUCAUGCGUCUUUGUAAAUGUGUUGUGUCAAUGUCUGGUCUCAAAAUUAACAGGCAAUUCCAACUAUAUUUGCUUCAAGCAUAACCAGGCAAAUAGUAUUAGACAUCGACCAAUAAAUGCAUCUUCUUCUGAUACAUGCUGGGAGUCUGAAUCAGACAGCACAAUGGAAAAAGACGAUUUGUUCAGGGACCGUCGAUCUUCAUACACAUCUGUCGAGAGCUGUGAAAAGUGGAGAUACAAGGAUGGCAUCAAUUCGAUUGAUUCUUAUGAGCAAUCGAUACAAUGCAACUACGAUCAGCUUUUGAGAAGUCAAGAAAUACGCAGACGGGCGUCAGAUAUAAGAAGAGAGCAUAGUCUUGCAGCUGCGUUGGAUGCUCAAAAAAGAUAUAGGGUGGACCUAUACGGCCAUCAUUCAUAA